AAAGAAAAACAAACCUUUAGGUUAGCCCACUUAACAAAAAAAGCAUCUGGUGUCUCAUAUUAUAUUACGACACUGCGACUUCUCUUUGUAGAGUAUUAUCUGAUUUUCAAUUGACCUUCAAGUAUUCAUCUUUGUUGAUCUGAAAACAUAAAGUUGAAAGAUGGAUGAAGAGUAUGAUGUUAUAGUGUUGGGAACUGGUCUCAAAGAAUGCAUCCUUAGCGGUCUUCUCUCCGUUGAUGGCCUCAAGGUUCUGCACAUGGACAGAAAUGACUAUUAUGGAGGAGAGUCUGCAUCACUUAACCUUGUUCAGCUCUGGAAGAGGUUCAGGGGAGAUGAGAAACCUCCAGCACAUUUGGGUUCAAGUAGGGAUUAUAAUGUGGACAUGGUCCCUAAGUUUAUGAUGGCAAAUGGCAAUCUUGUACGAGUCCUCAUUCAUACAGAUGUUACCAAGUAUCUAUACUUUAAAGCAGUGGAUGGCAGCUUUGUCUACAACAAAGGGAAGGUUCACAAAGUGCCAGCAACUGACAUGGAAGCACUUAAAUCUCCUCUCAUGGGUAUUUUCGAGAAGCGCCGUGCUCGCAAAUUUUUCAUAUACGUCCAAGAUUAUGCUGAAAAUGAUCCCAAAACACAUGAAGGAAUGGACUUGACUAGGGUUACAACUAGAGAAUUGAUUGCAAAAUAUGGACUUGAUGACAACACUGUGGACUUCAUUGGUCAUGCGUUAGCUCUUCAUAGAGAUGAUCGGUACCUAAAUGAACCUGCUCUGGAUACUGUUAAGAGAAUGAAGUUAUAUUCUGAAUCUCUUGCUCGUUUUCAAGGAGGAUCACCUUAUAUUUAUCCACUGUAUGGAUUAGGCGAGCUGCCGCAGGCAUUUGCACGCCUUAGUGCUGUUUAUGGUGGUACAUAUAUGUUGAAUAAACCCGAGUGUAAGGUAGAGUUUGAUGAGGAAGGUAAAGUUGUUGGUGUCACAUCAGAAGGGGAAACUGCUAAGUGCAAGAAAGUUGUUUGUGAUCCUUCUUACUUGCCCAAUAAGGCUAGAAAGGUUGGUAGAGUUGCAAGGGCAAUUGCCAUUAUGAGCCAUCCAAUUCCAAACACCAAUGAAUCUCAUUCAGUUCAGGUUAUCCUACCACAAAAGCAGUUGGGUCGCAGAUCAGACAUGUAUCUCUUCUGCUGUUCUUAUUCACACAAUGUAGCUCCAAAGGGAAAAUUCAUUGCAUUUGUUUCAUCAGAGGCAGAGACCGAUCAUCCUGAGGUUGAAUUGAAGGCGGGAAUCGAACUUCUAGGUCCUGUUGAUGAGAUAUUUUUUGACAUUUAUGACAGAUAUGAGCCUGUCAAUGAACCCUCUCUGGACAACUGCUUUAUUUCAACGAGCUACGAUGCUACAACACACUUUGAGUCAACUGUGACAGAUGUACUAAAUAUGUAUACAAUGAUCACUGGGAAGGUUCUUGACCUGAGCGUGGAUUUGAGUGCAGCCAGUGCAGCAGAAGAAUGAGUAAUGUUGCUUUGCCUUGUUCCGAGGAGUCCCUUAUUUCGUUAUGAAAGUUUGUACUUCUCUUCUCUUGGUUUACUUCAUUUAUCCAACGGUAUUUUCAUCUUGUAAUAAAUUUAUGUUUAAACCUCAUUAUGUAAGUUGAAACUUUCGUUUGGUUGUGUGCAUGCCGAGUUUAAAUUAUUACAUGGUUCCCCUAUGUUAGGAGGAUAUAAAUGAGAGUGCCAUUUUAUGUGAUCUAA
Messenger RNA from Mercurialis annua (annual mercury), 1734 nucleotides. Its product is annotated as guanosine nucleotide diphosphate dissociation inhibitor 2. Gene Ontology annotation, cellular component: cytoplasm. Gene Ontology annotation, biological process: protein transport; vesicle-mediated transport; small GTPase-mediated signal transduction. Gene Ontology annotation, molecular function: Rab GDP-dissociation inhibitor activity. The record is from RefSeq and is a predicted model, not a curated record. Bases 161 to 1495 code for a protein of 444 amino acids. Lineage: Eukaryota; Viridiplantae; Streptophyta; Magnoliopsida; Malpighiales; Euphorbiaceae. The transcript is spliced from 13 exons.